UCAAGGCGAUGUUCCUUCGCCAGAUGCACCUAGUGUUCCUAGCGAAGCUUAUUAUUCUGGACAUGAUCAUUUUCGUUCAAGCAUUCUGAUAAAUAUCUUAUACGAUAACGACGACAACCAGAAUACGAAUGGAGAUAAUUUGAACAACGAUGAUAGAUCUAAUCAGAAUGAUAAUUCGAACAACGAUAUGCUUUUUAUAGCUGUUCAGCUUUUAACAGCGGCAACAACAGCGGCAGUAACAGUCUCAAAAGAGGCUGCAAUAGCAUUAUUAAUAUGUAACUUAGUAGCUAAGCCAACAGCUACUAAGUUAAAUAUUAAAAAUGUUAUCGCAGCCUCUUUUGAGAUUGUUACUGCCACUGUUGUUGCUACUAUUAGAAGCUGA
Messenger RNA from Entrophospora candida, 382 nucleotides. NCBI's taxonomy places the organism in Eukaryota, Fungi, Glomeromycota, Glomeromycetes, Entrophosporales, Entrophosporaceae. The record is from the annotation of a GenBank genome assembly.